UCUUUUCUUUUAUUCGGAAACCCUUCGUUACGUCGUGUUGCUCUACUUCUUCUGGAUGUACUACGAUAAUUAUUUGUGCAAUGUAGGCGGAAUAAGGGCACAAUUCAAGCAAUGGUGGAGAACAUCUGCACUGAACCGCUAUUCCUGCAACUACUUCCCCAUAAAAUUAGUAAAAACUACCGAUCUGAAUCCCAACAAGUUGUAUUUGUUCUGCAAUUUCCCACAUGGGAUGUUUUCAGCGGGAGUUUAUUUUGCUUUUGGUACAGAUUGCGCCGGUUACAGAGAAUUGUUCCCUGGUAUCGACAUUACAGUAGUCGCACUGGAGAAACAUUUCAGGACACCGCUCAUGCGUGAUUACUUUCGCAUCCUUAGUGCGUAAUAUUUGGAAACUUUUGCGGAAAUCAUCUUGAAAGAAAUUAUUCAUACUAAAACUACAAUUAAUUAAUUAUUACUCGCUUCAUUAAUAUGUAACAUGGAUCUAUAUGUCUUGCUAACAACGUACAACGACAAUAUAAUUUUAACAUUAGCUAUAUGUAGAAUUACGUACCACUGCUAUCACUACAAAUUAUAUUUAAACUAGCUUGUUCAAAUACAAGUCGACAGUCCAAUCCGAAAUUUAAAAACAAACAUUUUUGUUUUGACUGUGUAUUAAAUAAACUUUUAUCGUAUGGUGCUUCUGUAAUUCAUGUAAUAUGAAGUGGUAGAGCACGUUUUCACGCACACAACGUUUAAGUACUAACCUACUACAUAGCUUUUCUCCACAC
Messenger RNA from Frieseomelitta varia, 764 nucleotides. Its product is annotated as diacylglycerol O-acyltransferase 1-like. The record is from RefSeq and is a predicted model, not a curated record. The transcript is spliced from 2 exons. The coding region runs from base 56 to 379 and encodes 107 amino acids. NCBI's taxonomy places the organism in Eukaryota, Metazoa, Arthropoda, Insecta, Hymenoptera, Apidae. Gene Ontology annotation, biological process: triglyceride biosynthetic process. Gene Ontology annotation, molecular function: diacylglycerol O-acyltransferase activity. Gene Ontology annotation, cellular component: endoplasmic reticulum membrane.